Drosophila hydei is the source of this 2706-nucleotide messenger RNA. RefSeq names its product tetratricopeptide repeat protein 27. The record is from RefSeq and is a predicted model, not a curated record. The transcript is spliced from 4 exons. Bases 259 to 2670 code for a protein of 803 amino acids. NCBI's taxonomy places the organism in Eukaryota, Metazoa, Arthropoda, Insecta, Diptera, Drosophilidae. Gene Ontology annotation, molecular function: protein binding.
UCAUCGAGAGUUAUCGAUAACCCUAAAUUAUUGCAAUUGCCGGAUUUAGCAUUUAGUCAGUGUUUAAUUUGUGCUAUUUGUUUGAAUUCAUCGAUUGUCACUUAAUAAAGUGAAUCUCUUACGACUUUAAAUAAUUCUUUGAAUUUAAAUUUGUGUCAACACACAUAGCAAUUGCUACCAGUUGCGAAUUAGUUGGCUAAACAUUCACGCGCACGUGGGACGCUAAAUUAUUGCACAGCGAUCACAUUCCAUGUUAAAAUGCUAGAAGAAACGUUUAGCGAAUAUUUUCUGUGCAAUUUUAAUGAUGCACAGCAUGUUGAGGCUUUGCCGGCUGAUGAGCGACUUCGAAAGCUAUGGAGCAGCCAAGAACUGUGGACAGUGGACGAACUCCAGAUAAUAAUAAAACGCUGGCAAGAUAACGGCCAGUAUGAGCUACAGGGCACCGAGCAGGCAACACAACUGCUAAAUGACUUCUUACUAUUGAUUUUUGCCUUUGUGCAAAACAAUUUUACUGGACCAUUCGAUAAGUUGGCAGCCUGCACAGAAAUGCUCAAAGACUUGAGUCUGGAGCAGAGCGUGGCACAGGAGCAGCUGAAGGCAAGCGGUGAGGAACUGAACCCCAAUGUAAAGACUGCACAAUUGUUGCUUAUAGCAAAGCAAAUCCUUAAAACUUUAAGCGCUGCGCAGCCCACGUCGAAGCUGCUUUGCUGGUGGCGUCUGCGUGUAGUCUGUCUGCAUCAGCAUAUCCUGGACGACUUAGCGAGCGCCCUGUACGAGGAGUUCAAGCUGGCAGCUGCUGAGCUGCGUCCCCAUUUAUCAGCCUUUGCUCAGCUGGAGCUGCAGGCUCUGCUGCUUCUUGAAUUAGCCAAUGGCUAUUUGCAAUUCCAUCGCUCCGAUUUGGCAGAUCAGGUGCUGGAUGAGCUCUGUGCGCAUCUGCAGGUGGACCUAAAAGUUGAGGGUCUGCUCGGGGUGCGCACCAAGUUUCAGCAGAAGCCACUGCCUCAACUCUGUUUGAAAGUGGAACAGCAAUCGACGGAGCAGACCUUGCCUACAGCGCAGCUAAGCAAUGCAGAAACCAGCUUGCCGCACUUGCUGCUCCUCGAGGAUGACACGCGCCUGGAGCGUAUACGCUUCACCGAGCCCAAGGACAACGAGGUGAUGACCCUGCCCAGCGUGUUGCAAGCUCUUGUGCUGGCCAAGGUCAAGCAACUGAAGCGAUCGCAGCCUAAGGAUCGUCUGGCAGAUGAGCAGCUGGAGCCGUAUACGCAGACUUUGCUCUAUCAGGAACAUGGACCGCUGCAGGUGCGUCAAGCUGCACUCCUGUUGAACUGUCAUCAGGAAUCCGGUCAGCGACGUACUGUAGAGCGUAGCUGGAAACAGUGCGAGGAGUGUGUUAAACUGUUGGACAACGCAGAGAAGCACACGCUGCGUACAAGGCUCUCCUAUGGCUUUGCCUCGUUUCUGCAGCCCAAGUGGCAGGUGCAGCUGCAAUUGGUUGAUCUGUUGCGCUCACUAGGCAUGACCAAGACUGCGCUGGAUGUUUGCUUGCAAAUUCAUGCCUGGCAACAAGUCAUCGAGUGCUAUACCAGCUUAGAGCUGCGCCACAAGGCAGCAGAGAUAAUACGCCAGGAGCUGGAGAAGCAGCCCACUGUGUUACUUUACUGUUUGUUGGGUGAUGCAGUCGAUGAUCCACAGUGCUACGAGCAGGCGUGGCUGCACUCCAAGCAAACCAGUGGCAAGGCGCAGGCCUAUUGGGGCAACUAUUUCUAUAGGCGUGCGGACUUCGCACAGGCCAUCGGCCACUACGAAUUGUCGCUGGAGAUCAAUGCGUUGCAAGAGUCGAUUCUGCUGCGUUGCGGCUACUGUGCCAUUCAGUUGGAGCGCUGGGAUUCGGCUGUUAAAUGGUAUUUGGGCUACACGCACCUGGAGCCAAAUGGAUUUGAAUCGUGGAACAAUCUAGCCAAGGCGCUUAUCAAGCUGGGCGACAAGCAGCGGGCACAUCGUCUGCUGGGAGAGGCACUCAAGUGCAACUACAAUAACUGGAAGGUGUGGGAGAACUAUAUGCUCGUCUCGGUGGACACCAGUCACUGGGAGGAUGCCAUGCGUGCGUAUCAGCGACUCGGCGAACUCAAGCAGCAUUUCCUGGAUGAGGAGGUGCUCACGCGCAUUGUCUAUGGUAUUGCUAGGCAAAUGCAGUCCGACUGUUCAUCGCAAGCCAUGUCCAGUUCUCUGCAGCGUCGCAUUACUCAGCUGCUGGGUCAGCAGUGCGUUCAGCAUGGCAAUGAUCCUAUGGUCUGGGAAUUGGCCGCUUUGGUGGCAGCGACGCCUCUAAAGAAGGCCGAGCGUUUGGUCAAAUCAUAUCGCGCCUACACUGCCAAGCAGCUCAACUGGGAGACAAAGUCGGCGCAUGCUAAGAAGGCGCUCAGUCUUUGCCUGGAGGUGGCUGAGCUGUCGGUGGCUGCCAUCAAGGAGCAUGCCGAGGACGAAAGUGAGGCGAUGAUAACAUCUCAGCUGAAUUCCAGUCGCCUGGCGGCCACCUCCUGCAUCAAUGCGUUGAAGCGUGCCAGCCUGGUAGAGGUGCCCAAAGAACAGGCAGACCAAAUGCAGCAACUGGAGCAGCAGCUCACAGAGCUCACCAAUAUCGUGCAGCAGCGCAUGCAACGCAACUAAUCAGUCGACUCAUUGUACAUAUGUAAAACGUUUAUU